AUGCUUAUAAAAAAGAAAAAAAUACGUGGUGUAAAUCUUGGAGGAUGGCUGGUAUUUGAAGGAUGGAUUAGACCAAGUCUUUUUGAGCAAUUUAGUCCUAAAGACCAGGUCGUUGAUGAAUAUACAUUUACUAAAUUUUUGGGCUAUGAAGAAGCCAAAAGGCAACUUCAUAAUUAUUGGUCAUUUUGGAUAACGGAACAUGAUAUAAAAAAGCUUGCAUCUUAUGGAUUAAAUCAUCUUAG
Molecule: messenger RNA, 242 nt
Organism: Dentiscutata heterogama
Lineage: Eukaryota; Fungi; Glomeromycota; Glomeromycetes; Diversisporales; Gigasporaceae
Source: the annotation of a GenBank genome assembly